Plenodomus lingam JN3 is the source of this 984-nucleotide messenger RNA. RefSeq lists its product as uncharacterized. Gene Ontology annotation, molecular function: ribonuclease T2 activity; RNA binding. NCBI's taxonomy places the organism in Eukaryota, Fungi, Ascomycota, Dothideomycetes, Pleosporales, Leptosphaeriaceae. Gene Ontology annotation, cellular component: extracellular region. The record is from RefSeq and is a predicted model, not a curated record. Gene Ontology annotation, biological process: RNA catabolic process.
AUGAGACAGUUCGUCAUCAGUGCGAGUGCAGCAUGGCUGCUUGCCUCUACUACGCAGGCACAGCUUUAUCCCAACCAGAGCCCAUUGAACCACACGUGUCAAUUGCAGAAGCCAACCUUGUCUUGCCCAGAGCAAGAUCCCUCUCAAGUUGAUUCUUGCUGUGUGGAAACCUUCGGUGGUUUGCUGCUUUCAACUCAAUUCUGGAAUACUCAAACUGGUCUCGAGUCCAAAGGACAGGUACUCCCAACAGAUACAUGGACACUCCACGGCCUGUGGCCCGACUUCUGCAACGGCUCAUACACCCAAUACUGUGACCUAACGCGGCAAUACGACCCCGUCCCCUCCCCCAACACCACCACCGGUCUGCCCAACGGGACCUUCGUAACCCCCUACACCGGCCCUGACAUUGGCACCUUCCUUGAGCCCUUUGGCCGCUAUGACCUACUCUCGUACAUGAAUACUUACUGGGUUGCCCAAAACCAGCCCAACCCGGACUUUUGGGCCCAUGAAUUUAGCAAACAUGCUACCUGUUUUUCCACCUUCAAUCUGCCUUGUUAUGGACCACUGUAUCGUCAGCACGAGGAGGUUGUGGAUUUCUUUGAGACUACAAUCAAGUACUAUCAACGAUUCCCCACCUUUGAUUGGUUGGCCGCAAAGAAUAUCAAGCCUUCCAACUCUACAACAUACACGUACUCUAGUAUGCGCGAUGUGCUGUUUGAACAACACGGUGGAAUUCCUUUCUUGGGCUGCUCAGGUCCACGCUUCAAUACCACUGCUGCUGGCAGGAACUCCACGGAUAAUGGCUACACUGUAUUAACCGAGGUCUGGUACUACGAACAUGUCUAUGGCCGUCCUCAAGAGGGAAGAACAGUGCCAGUCAACGCAUCGUCGACUUAUCUAACAAACUGUGCGAAGACAGCGGGUGCCAUUCAUUAUUACGAGCGUGCGAACGGAUCCGAGAAGGAUCCUCGUAUGCCAUUCUAG